Molecule: messenger RNA, 3397 nt
Organism: Seriola aureovittata
Lineage: Eukaryota; Metazoa; Chordata; Actinopteri; Carangiformes; Carangidae
Product: tetratricopeptide repeat protein 39C-like
Exons: 14
Coding region: 308-2080 (590 amino acids)
Biological process (GO): cilium assembly; otolith morphogenesis
Molecular function (GO): protein binding
Source: RefSeq, a predicted model, not a curated record
AUUUUUAAGUACAGUCUAGGUCUGAGCACUCAAACGCAUCAGUCAGGCGGCGGAAUGUGGAACAGCAACUCAAACGUUGGGACAACCGACGGCUAACUCACGCUCUCAGCCCUAAGCUACUUGAACCCGUCCGUGUAUUAGUCUCCUCGUGCAAGAAAUAUGCAUUUAACUGCGUUUGCUCAAAACUGCGCCACUGGCUGAGACUCUUCUGCCUGUAAGUAAACUAACCAGACAUACCGCGCGUCCCCUCCCUCCGCCUUCUCCCCCGGCCGCCUUCAGUUCCUCACCUCCGGUAUCGGGUAUCUCAAUGGCGGACCCGGCUGAAUCAGCCCCGGGAAGCGUGGAGGAGGAGAAGACGGACCGUAUCAACGACGCAGAGCUGGCUCUGAGAGGAAUCAAUAUGCUCCUCAACAAUGGCUUCAAGGAGAGCGACGAGCUCUUCAGAACAUACAGGAACCACAGUCCUUUGAUGAGUUUCGGUGCCAGUUUUGUCAGUUUUCUGAAUGCCAUGAUGACGUUUGAAGAAGAGAAAAUGCAGGUGGCCCAUGAAGACCUCAAAGCUACAGAGAGAAUGUGUGAGAGCGAAAACACUGGUGUCAUUGAAACCAUUAAAAACAAGAUCAAGAGGAGUGCGGACUCUCAGAGGUCUGGGGUGACUGCAGUGGACCGACUCCAGAGGCAGAUCAUCAUUGCAGACUGCCAGGUUUACCUUGCAGUGCUAUCUUUCAUCAAACAAGAGCUGUCAGCAUACAUCAAAGGAGGCUGGAUCCUCCGUAAAGCCUGGAAGAUGUAUAAUAAAUGUUACAGCGACAUCACACACCUGCAGGAGGGCAGCAGAAGAAGGGCCUCACAACAACAAGCGAUGCCGUCUCCGUCUCUGUCAUCCUCGUCCGACCGCAGCCGCUCCUCUUCACCAGGGCCGAGCCCUUCCCACAGACCUGACGGUAUCAGCCCAGAGGUUCUGGAUAGGCUGAAAGGUUCAGUCAGCUUUGGUUACGGUCUCUUCCACCUCUGCAUCUCGAUGGUGCCGCCGCACCUACUGAAGAUCGUGAACCUGCUGGGCUUCCCAGGCGACCGUCUUCAAGGCCUGUCAGCGCUCACAUACGCCAGUGAAAGUAAGGACAUGAAGGCCCCCUUAGCUACCUUGGCCCUCUUGUGGUACCACACAGUAGUGCAGCCCUUCUUUGCUCUGGAUGGCACAGACACACAGGCAGGCCUGACAGAAGCCAAGUCCAUUCUCCAACAAAGGGAGGCUACCUAUCCGAACUCAUCCCUCUUCAUGUUCUUCAAAGGCAGGGUCCAACGGCUUGAGUGCCAGAUCACUAGUGCCUUGACGUCCUUCAGUGAUGCCUUAGAUCUGGCCUCUGACCAGAGGGAGAUUCAGCACGUGUGUUUAUAUGAAAUAGGUUGGUGCAGCAUGAUCGAACUGAACUACAGAGAAGCCUACAAGGCCUUUGAGCGACUGAAGACUGAGUCUCGCUGGUCCCAGUGCUACUACGCCUAUUUAACAGGAGUUUGCCAAGGAGCCACAGGUGAUCUGGAGGGAGCUGUCUCUGUUUUCAAGGAUGUUCAAAAACUUUUCAAACGCAAGAAUAAUCAGAUAGAGUUGUUCUCCAUGAAGAGGGCUGAGAAGCUAAGGAGCCCCAGUCUGUCCAAAGAACUCUGCAUCCUGUCUGUGAUUGAGAUACUUUAUCUGUGGAAAGCUCUGGCCAACUGCUCCACUGCCAAGCUGCAGACAAUGGCACAAGUCUUACAGGGCAUUGAUGAUGCUUCAUGUGCAGGCCUGAAAAACCUGCUUCUUGGUGCCAUAAACAAAUGUCUCCAUAAGACCAAAGAUGCUAUUCAGUAUUUCCAUCUGGCUGUGAGGGAUGAGGUUGGUCGUCUGACCAACUCUUAUGUUCAGCCCUACUCCUGCUAUGAACUGGGCUGUGUGCUGCUGAAUAACCCGGAGUCUGCAGGGAAGGGUCGCAUGCUAAUGCUUCAGGCCAAGGAGGACUAUGCUGGCUAUGACUUUGAGAACAGGCUCCAUGUUCGUAUUCAUUCAGCUCUCGCCUCUAUGAGCGCUGCAGCCCAGCCUUGACCAAGUUUGACCUGCACCUCAGAAAGAACUGGAAGAAAAGGUCUCUGAAAAAGCCAACACCACUUUGGGCACUUAUGUUCCACUGAUUUAUUUGUCUUAAUUAAUUUAUUUUUAUUUUCAUAUUAUGAGCCAAUACAUCAUUUUAAAAUGUGUGCAAGAUAUACAGUAGGUGUUUAUGGAAGAACAGUUACAAGAGGAGUUUUACUGAUCUGUUACUGCACUGCACAAUAGUUAAAAAAUUGGGGUUUUAUUGUUUACACUGUUAAUUUCAAAACUAGAUGCCAGUUAAAUCAGAUGAAAAUCUAUUACUUUUGAAAGGCGUCAGUCAUAUUGCUUCCACAGGUGGUCAGUUUCUCCUCUGAUCCAGAGAAAAGUCAGGUCAUGUCAGUUAAUGGCACAUAAAGUAUUAGCUGAAGAAACAAUUGAAAUGAAUAACUACUCAGCCUAUGACUGUGAGAAGCCGAUAUUCUUUGUCAGUCGGUGUGUUGGUAUUGACUUUGAAAUUUGUGCUGUAAAGGCUUUGCUACUCGAUAGGCAUGACUAGUAUACAGUGUUUUUUUUUUUUUUUUUUUUUAGCAUAGCCCCCUUUUUUAAGCAGAAUUAUUCUCAGUGUAAAUAUGUCUUGCACACAAGUUUUAAUAAUGUGCCAACAUCGUGUUGUGCCACUUUUCAGUGGCCUAGAUGCACACUGGUACCAUUUGCUGUAAACUGAUUCUACUUUAUAUUUGUUUGUUUUAAGAUAAUAAAAUGGAUAUUGUAAAAUGGAAUGUUGUUUUAUCCAUUAUGUUUGAUAAGGUAUCAUGUUAAGUGAGACACCAAGCUGAACAGGAUAUAUACACAACUGUAUUCAACAAAAGAAAUGAUGAAAUGAUUUACACAAGCUGUUUAUGCUUUUAAUAAUUCAAACAAACCCAGAGGAGCUACUCACGACAUAAGCAUCAGGGAAUAUUGAGAGCACUUUUAAGGUUGUUUUCUUGAAGGAGAACAAUCCAGCUACAGCUAUGUAUUCAAAAUGUUGCACUGAUUACAUCAGAUCUGUUUACAGUACUGUUGCGGUACUUGACAAUCUCAAAAGUCUAACGUUUACUGGUGUUCUUUAAAAAUGUGUUGCUACUUAUUUUCUUUUGAUAUGCUGUCCAGUUACUGUCUUCUCACAAAUUAAAUGUGUUGCUGGUGUGCUGCUUUCAGAACUGGGAUGUAGUAUUACAUGGUAGAUGCAUCGACUGAAGCAAUAAUGAAGAUGACCUGCAUUGCACAGAUGAGUAAUGGAUUGCCUCACAUUCUGUUACAUCACACCAUUAAAUUGAUUCACAAGUC